UAUUAUAUCAUAUCUGGAUUCUGACAAUGACGUGAAUACUCUUUUCAUUCACGGGUGUUUCAUUGUUUUGCAUGAUUGCCUCUGGCAGACUGCUGACUUGCGCCGCGUCUCAAGCUUGAAGAAACGAGAUUGGUUGUUUGCAAGGGAAGCAAGUUAAGCGUCUUCUUAAAGUGCAUUUUAUCCUGUUAAAAGGCACCAAAGUCAUCUCAUAUUCCCCAUGAAACAGUGAAAGCUUUUCCGCAAUACAAAUGAGCCCCAAAGUCAUUUCCCUCUCUGGCCUGAUACCUGUCGUUCUGCUAUUGUUUGCUCAUCUGAAUAACCCACACACUUCGUUCCUGAGAGCCUUGCUUGAUCUUGCAACACCUUCCCUUCCAUUUCAUUUGCUCACAGUUGGCUAUUUCUCCAAUGAUCAUUGCCUCCCCGAUGAAUACAACCCGCUUUGUGACGAUUUCCCGCCGGACUUCCCACCUCCUGACAUGGCGGAGACAUCAAUCUUCUGCGUCGACCCCAACGGCUGCUGCGAUUUCACCAAGGUGCAGGAUGCGGUAGAUGCUGUCCCAAGAUCCAGCCACAAGAGGAAUGUUGUGUGGAUCAACAAGGGCAUCUACUUCGAGAAGGUGACAGUCCCUGCAACCAAGCCCAACAUCACAUUUCAGGGGCAGGGAUUUGACCUGACGGCGAUUGCGUGGAAUGACACCGCCAACUCGUCGCAUGGCACCUUCUAUAGCGCUUCGGUCACUGUCUUCGCGGCAGGGUUUGUCGCAAAGAACAUUAGCUUCAUUAAUGUAGCACCUAUCCCAAGACCUGGCGCUGUUGAUGCUCAGGCAGUCGCUCUCAGGAUCGGUGGUGACCAGGCAGCAUUCUGGGGCUGCGGCUUUUUCGGUGCGCAAGAUACGCUUCACGAUGAUCGAGGCCGGCAUUACUUCAAGGAAUGUUUCAUUCAGGGCUCCAUUGAUUUCAUCUUUGGAGAUGCCAGGUCACUGUAUGAAAAUUGCAGAUUGAUUUCCAUAGCAGACCCUGUGCCUGCAGGGGUGAGAACCAUCACCGGUGCAAUUACAGCGCAUGCCCGAGAAUCUGAUGGUGACAACACCGGUUACUCAUUUGUCAACUGUAGCAUCGGCGGCACAGGUAGGAUAUGGCUUGGGCGAGCAUGGAGACCUUACUCCCGUGUCGUCUUUGCAUACACUUUGAUGUCAGACAUCAUCGCCUCUGAAGGAUGGAAUGAUUGGAAUGAUCCUUCAAGAGAUCAGAGUGUAUUUUAUGGAGAGUACAAGUGUACAGGUGAUGGUGCAAACCUGGCAGGUAGAGUGCCAUAUUCUUUGAAGCUCAGUGAUGAGCAAGCAUUGCCUUACUUGAACACAUCUUACAUCGACGGAGACCGAUGGCUGAAACCAUACUGUGACUCACUGAUAUCUGCUUGAAGAAAAGAAAUCAUAGAUGCUCAGUCUACAGUUAUCCAACAUCGUGUAACAGAAAAAAAGGAGGAAACUAGUAGAAUCCAUUCUUUGGAUUUUCUCACAUUAAAUCAAUUGUGCAAAGAACAGUAUUCAAAAUUUCAGAAAUACAUUGAUUUUGAUAAA
Brachypodium distachyon (stiff brome) is the source of this 1580-nucleotide messenger RNA. Its product is annotated as probable pectinesterase 8. The coding region runs from base 249 to 1421 and encodes 390 amino acids. The record is from RefSeq and is a predicted model, not a curated record. The transcript has 5 exons. Gene Ontology annotation, biological process: cell wall modification. Lineage: Eukaryota; Viridiplantae; Streptophyta; Magnoliopsida; Poales; Poaceae. Gene Ontology annotation, molecular function: pectinesterase activity.